CUGGCGGGCGGCGCGGCGGCGGUGCCGGCCCCCGGCCCUGACUCCGGCGGCGGCGGCGGCGAAAGGGAACGGGCUCCGCGCUGGCCGCGCUCUCUGCCCCGCUUCGGGGCAAGCCGGACGGGCCAGGGACAGAGAGGGAGCGGCGCACACCGAGUUCGGGAGGAAGCUGCGAGGACCGAAGCCUUGUCCCGGCCUCCGCGGGAGGCCAGAGGGAGGCGGGGGCCCAGCGAGGAAGGCGAGGAUAAAUGGGUGUGUAUGACUUUUCCCCUGACCUAAGGUGGUUCCAUGUCUUGUUUGGACUGCUCCUGUAUUCUGCGUACACCAGUUGAAUCAAUCAGACCAGAAGAGCUAUCUCAGAGCAGCAUCCAUGAAUGCCUGGCUGAUUCUGAUCUAGCCUGGGUUCCCCCAUCUACAGGAAAAAAUGAAAUGGUAUUUUGCUCUUCUAAUGUCUCUCACUAUGAACUCCAGCUGGAAAUAGGAAGGAGGUUCAACAAUUUAACUUCAGUCUACCUUGCACGGCAUACACCUACAGACAGGCAAGUUGCUGUAAGGAUCACAGACCUUGAAAAUUGCUCUGAAGAGCACUUGAAAGCCUUACAGAAUGAGGUGGUUUUAUCACACUUUUUCCAGCAUCCCAACAUAAUGACAUUUUGGACAGUGUUUACAGCUGGAAGCUGGCUUUGGGUCAUCUCCCCAUUCAUGGCCUAUGGUUCAGCUAGACACCUGCUGAAGACUUACUUUCCUGAAGGAAUGAGCGAAGCUUUGAUAGGGAACAUUCUGUUUGGUGCAAUCAGAGGAUUAAAUUACAUGCACCAGAAUGGAUAUAUUCACAGGAAUAUUAAAGCUAGCCACAUUCUGAUUUCAGAGGAUGGGCUGGUUUCUCUCUCUGGCCUAAACAACCUCUACAGUUUAGUUAGCAAUGGACAGAAGUCAAAGGUGGUAUAUGAUUUCCCCCAGUUUAGUACAUCUGUGCUUCCUUGGCUGAGUCCUGAACUACUGAGACAGGAUUUGUCUGGCUAUAACAUGAAGUCUGAUAUUUACAGUGUGGGAAUUACAGCAUGUGAAUUAGCCAAUGGACACGUUCCGUUUCAGGAUAUGCCUCGCACUCAGAUGCUGCUGCAAAAGCUGAAAGGUCCCACCUACUGUCCUUGGGAUAUAAAUACCUUUCCCCGGGGAGAAUCCAGGAUGAAGAAUUCCCGAUCAGGUGUUGAUUCUGGAAUUGGUGAGAGCAUGACACACACAAUGACCAGUGAAAGACUUCAAAUGCCCUUUUCCAAAACAUUUUCACCUGAAUUCCACAACUUGGUGGAACUUUGCUUGCAACAGGACCCUGAGAAAAGGCCAUCAGCAAGCAGUUUGCUUUCGCAUACGUUCUUCAAACAGAUAAAGGAACAAACAGAGAAUUCACUACUGUCCCUAUUACCACCUCCUAUUCAAAAUAACAGAUCAGACUUCUUGGCACUGCCCUCAACAGCAGUUGGGGCUGAACUUGGACGUAUUGCCACAAAUCAAGAUGAUACAGACUGGGAAUUCUAAAUAAAUACCAAUGAUACCUCUCCAGUGUUUCAGAGAAGGAAAAUGUGAUUUGUAUUUGCUGCUUUUGUAUGGUUAAAAUACAGUUAGACCAAGUAUACUUGAAAUGCCAUGAAGUGGCUAUAAUUCAUUAACUUCCUCUUGGCAUCACAAAAUGCAGUGUGCCUCACUCUGAGUGUAAGGAAAAUUGUGUAUAAAGAAUAGCUGAAUGCUCACCUCUCUCUUUCAAAGCCUUUCUUAACAAGAGAACCUCUGCUGUAAUCUUACUCUGUACUGUAUUAUCAGCUCAUAGUGCUGCAGGCCACAUGCCUUUCUGAAUUCAGGCCUGGGGUUUGUCUGUGAUCUUACCUAAACAUCUAUUUGUCUUUUCAUUAUGACCCAAAUCAUUUUAGUAAGGAGAAAUCCUCCACCUCCAAGUUGAAAUGUGAAGCUGCACAGAUUUGUUGCUUAUGUAAAUAAAUGUUUCUCUCUCAAAAGACAUUUUUCUCACUUGA
Messenger RNA from Pseudopodoces humilis (Tibetan ground-tit), 2027 nucleotides. It is a transcript of the gene STRADB, whose product is annotated as STE20 related adaptor beta. Gene Ontology annotation, biological process: protein export from nucleus; activation of protein kinase activity; protein phosphorylation. The record is from RefSeq and is a predicted model, not a curated record. Gene Ontology annotation, molecular function: protein kinase activity; protein serine/threonine kinase activator activity; ATP binding. Lineage: Eukaryota; Metazoa; Chordata; Aves; Passeriformes; Paridae. Gene Ontology annotation, cellular component: serine/threonine protein kinase complex.